AAGUCUGACCUGCAUUGGAAGAUGAACACAACAAAUCACAUAGGACACCAGCAUAUGAGCUGAGUGGUAAAAAAAGAAGGGGCCAGCUACAUUGAUUGAUGAAGCAAAGCUGACAAAUAGAGCCGUAAAUGUCAACACAAAGCUUGAGGGUGUGGAGAUGAUUUCUUGAACAAGGAAUGUGAUCCAGUUACAUGCUUGAGUCAAUUCAGUCCCAGUUUGUGUCUAUUGACUUUGUUGAUAAUAGAUGAGAGACACACACAAAUGGAUUGGGUCAAUUAUGCUUGCAAUAGCUAAACAUCUUGAUUAUGAUGUAACUCUUGAAAGAUUGUAAGGUCAUGGCCCACCUGCACACUAAAAAAAUUAACCAUGUGAACUUUUUCAUUCAUUAAGUGACUGGAACUAAUUAUUCAAAUCAAUUGCCAUGGUGUUGUCUUCAGAAAUGGCAAUAGAUAAAGAUGUAUCUUAAUCUGUCGAGGAAAGGUACACAAUACUCUAAUAUCAAAUGCUCUAUAUCUAGCUAAUUAGGUAAGAUGGUAUUAACCUAAAAAUAUCCAAAACCAACCAAGAAGGAAUAACACAUACAACCAUGUUGGAGUGAUAUAGAAUGAUAGUGUAGUGAAACCCUUAGCCUUGUUUUGUUAUCUAUUUUAUAACAAUAGUUUCACGUGGUAUAAGCAUUGUGAUGCUUAAUAUUGAUUUUAUCUGAAUAUCUGUAAAGUUAGACACUUAUUUUUGUAACAGGAAUUUCAAUUAUUUUAUUUUGAAGACACUGUCACUUAACUUCCGUUUUUUCCGCUGGCUUGUGAUGCUAACGUUAGCUGUUUCAUGCUAGGCAGGGAAACAUGCGGUUCUGUUAAAAUAUAACCGCCUCAUUUAAACUUUCUGCAACCGACAGACAUGUAGUGGUGAAUUUCGACUACAGACUGUCACUUGGUUUGUAUUAUUAAGCGUAAAUGUGUCUGUACUGUAGCUAGCUAGCUAGCUAGUUUAACGGUUACAAACAGUAACGUUACGGUGCGCGACGUCACUCACAACCACCACCACAGGACGAGUCCGAGUGUCCCCCACACACUACUAGCUAAAUUUCGACGACUCUCCAAGACCAAGAAAAUGCCAUCGAGAAAUCAUCUUGACAAAAUUGGGAGGAAGAAGAAGAAGAAAUGGACAGAGGAGGCCAUGGAACGUGCUCUGAUCGAGGUGAAGUCGGGUAGGUGUACGGUGAGACGGGCUGCCAAAGAGUUUGGAGUCCCUAAGUCUUCACUGGGGGACAGAGUCAGUGGACGGGUGACACCAGGGAGUCGCAGCGGGCCAGCUCAGCUUAUAACAUCUGCAGAUGAGGAGCUGUUGGUGGAGUUCUCUUUAUACAUGUCGAAGCAUGGAUUCCCACUGACGAAACAACAGCUGGUGUCCUUUGCCUCGUCCAUUUAUAAACGGCAACAUCGGAGGGUGGCAUUUUCUAAACUAGGCCAGACCUGGUGGCUCAAUUUUAGAAAAAGGCAAGAAAAGAAUAUAACCAUUCAGCCAGCAGACAAUGUUGUCCGUGGGAGGACGGUUAGUGUGAGGAAGGAAGCAGUGGAUCAGUUUUUUCAUUUACUCAGCACUGUCAUGGAAGCUCAUGGGCUCCGAGACAAGCCUCUUCAAAUCCUUAACUGCAACGAGGUGGGCUUUCAUCUGGGCAGGAAGAGGGUGAUUCUCCCCAAAUCUGCCAGUCUGGGCUGCAAGCCAACGCCAGGCUCGAGGGACCACAUCUCGAUCCUGGCUUGCUUUAGCGCAACUGGAGAGGACAUUCCCCCAUUUAUUAUCUACUCAAAGGCAUACCCAGGGGGAGUAUGUUACAAGACUCAAGGGCCUCCAAAUGCCCUCUAUGGAUGGUCAGACUCUGGCUGUAUAAACUCUGACCUUUUCAAGAAAUGGUUCCUCAAACACUUCCUCCUACACACGCCAAAGGAGCGUCCGCUGCUGCUGAUUUUCGACGGCCACAAGUCUCCCAUAAACCUUGAGGUGGUGGAAGCAGCUCGUAAGGAGGAUGUGAUCCUUCUGUGCCUUCCACCUCAUUGCUCUCACAUCCUGCAGCCACUCGACGCGGGUCUCUUUGUUCUCCUUAAGCAGCAUUUUGCAGCACUCAUAGGUGAUGGUUGUGCCACCGAUACUCACUAUGCAGUCAGCAAGAAGGAGUUCUCAGGUGUGUUUAAAGAGACGUAUCAGGUAGUGAAGGAGGAGGAGGGUGUCAGGAUUGUGAAGGAAGGCUUUAGGAAAUGUGGCAUCUACCCGCUAAACCACUUCGCCAUCAACGAGGGUCAUUUAAUGCCAUUGCACAGCAUGGGCCCUGCAGCUGGUCCCUCCUUGUCCACAUCAGCACAGGGGGUGCACACUGUAGGAGACGUCAUAGCUGCUGGACCCUCCUCCUAACUCAUAACUGCUCAAGACUAUCAGUCAGCCAUCAGUACAUUUGAGGAAAGCGAGUGACUGCAUAAUUUAACAAAACUUGGCUAGUUCUUUCAUUUGAAAUACACUCCAGCUUGAGUAUUGUUCACCACCUCCUCCAGGUCCUUGCAGAGUGCUCAGUUUGUCAGCUCGCCAGAUGAAAGGGGUGUUGAUAUUAAUUACUUGUCAAUGUUGUGGUCAAAGGGUUUUUAAUGGAAUAAGAAAGGAAAAAUAUAUUUUCAUAUACACAAAAUGAUGUUUUAUUUUCUCUAAGAUGUCUCUAAUUCUUGCAUUUUUGUAAAAUAUUGGACACUUUCAGGCCCCUUAAAAUCAUUCAAAUGAAACAAGCAGAGACAGAAAAAAACAGUGUUUGGUUGAACUGCUCCCAAAUCAUGUCCACAUUAAGGCCAUAACCUGUGACAGAGGGUUAAAAAUAGAUAUUUCUUCAUUUCAGUGGAUCACAAGCCAAAAAGAUUGAGAACUACUACUGUACUACAAAUAAACUCAAGCUCUGUCAUUUUGUCUUGUGAUUGAUGGCCAGCUAGAUAAGCAAACUAAUACUAAGCAGUAGGAAUAGAGACAAAGUUGUGCUUGAUUUGUAUUUUAGUGGAGUAAGCGGGAGGCUAUUCUGUGAGCUAGCUUGCUAACUGUUCUGGACUGAUCAAACAAGCGGUUUAAUAAUUCAGUGUGUAUUCAGCUAACCGAUUCAACCAUGAAAAAAAAUUUACCAUAUUUUUAACAUAUUUAGAUAAAAAGGAAAUAUUUAAAACUAAGCCACAUUGUAAAGUGUUAUCUUGUUUGAAACUCUCCAUAAAAGUACAAUGUGAAAAUGUAGUUAGAUGUUGAGGUCUGGCAAGAUGUAUUAUAGUCCAGGAUCCAUGCAGCAGAUUUGCAAAAAAAAGAUGUAGACAUAAAACUUAUUCCUAAGUUAUUUCUUACUUGUGAUGUUCAGGCCUGCUAUGAAACAAGCUGAGAGACUGGAGGGGUAACAAUGUUUUUUUUAUACUGAUAUAGAAGGAAAACGAUAACAUCUGACUCAAUUCCAUUGUGAAUCAUAUCCCUUUGCUUGAGUAUUCUGAAUGCACUUGGCCUAUUCUGUAGUUACAAAAGGAAUUUAUAUUGUGUAAAAUAACGAAGAACUAUUGAGGAAUGUUGAGCCCGUUUUUUAAUUUGGGGAGGGGGGGAUUUUAACGUAAGUGUUCAAAUAUUUUUCAUUUCCAUAGAAUAAUGGACCCUGUAUGACCUCAAGGAGAAAAUAACGCAGAAAAAAUGUAAAUUGAAAUAUAUGAAAUAUUUUUGCAUCACAAAUGUGUCCAUAGGCUUAAUAAUUUACUUGUGUGUGUGUGUGUGUGUGUGUGUGUGUGUGUGUGUGCGUGUAACAUGUGAUGUGAUGGCAAUGCAAUAGGUACAGCUGGCAACAAUACACAGGCAGGCAAUGUAUGUAUUAAUAAUUGUGAUUACUGUGUAAAUGAAUGUUUCAUCUCUACAGUCUAAACAAAGUAUGAUUAACUAUAUUACAGGAAACCAUGACUUUUUGUGCUCAGAAAACAAUGAGAUUAGUAUUUAACACAUGAUCACUAAAAAUGGAUGGCUGGUAAAACAGCUGAAAUUGGGGAUUUAUGUCAGGUUUAUGUGUAAUUGUCAUUAGGAAGCCGAGAGGAAAUACUCAAGUAAGAAUUGUGUUCAGAUCAAUGAUCAUGAACCAGCUAAAGCACAAAUCCGCCUGCAGUGCACUGUAGGUAUAAAUGGGUGCAGCAGAGCUGCCCAGGGCCAAGUUAAUGUUAAGGUAUGUUAACAUCACAGGUGGUGAUUGGUGCCUGAACCCUUUAUAGUUUUUUGUAUUCACUGACACAACCGAGUCAACGGCAAACUUCACUUUGACCUGCAAAAUGUGUCAUGGCAACACAUUUUAUAACCCCUGCCGAUGUUGCAGGGGGUCUAAUAUUGAAAUAUUACAGUUUAAAUUUUUUUUUGCUUUUCUGCAUUUUUCAACCCAAAAACUAGUUUGUUAACUAAGUCUAUAACAAAUGACAAUUUAUACAUUUUAUUUUUAAAGCUAUAGUACACAACUUUUUCAUAUUAAUGAACGUCCGUUACAUUCAAGCCAUUGCCGAAUGAGUACUGUAUUUCUCAGUAUGGCUAUGUUUACAAAAUGGUGUAGCCCGGCGACAUUUGUGCGCAGCAGCUCGAGUGACGUGUUCUACGUCACCGCUUAGAAAGGACAACAGCAGCGUUCAGCUUCGGAGACAAAGAGGUCAUACAAAUGACAAGAUAAUUACCUCUUAUGUUAUUUUUUUUUAAUCCUUAGUGUCCUUGAUUUGACGGGUUAAACACUACUAGCAGCUGCGUGGAGGAGGGGUGGGGGUGGUGAAUGAUCACUGAAGGUUUACAUUGACGAUAUUAUUGUUGCCAUUACUUAGAAUUCCUCAUGGUGGCGACAGAAACUACUCACUAUAGCUUUGAAUAUUAUGUCAUCAGAUCUCACACUUUUACCAGUGAUGUGUGUGACUGAUGCAUUUUGUUUGGUUGGUUUUCUUGCUUGUACUGAAAUGCUCAGUACAUGUUCUUAUUUAUCUUUUAUUUAAUUUUUUAACAUGUUCAAAAUAAAUGUAAUCCUAUCAAAUGUGAGAAACGCAGCUUUCAGAAGCACUGCCACUGAAGCACUUGUGUUGAAAAUCUUCCACUGCUACAAAACAUUUGAAAUCAGUAUAUAUAUAUAUAUAUAUCAUAAAAAAUAGCAACAUCUGUUGGCCAAACCUUUAUAUUGCAUUUAUAUUAAUCGAUAGAUUAACAGUUAAGUCAGAACACAAGUGGUUUUACUGCUUUAAUUAUUGUUCUCUUGUUCAAUAAAAGCGGCGAUAUCUGUCUGAUACUUACUCAAAUUUCUUGGCUGUGGACAGGACAUAUAAAUUCUGUCUGACCGGAGCGGGUUUGAUCUCCACACCGUGGUCCGUUCUGCAAGACCGAGGAAGUUGUGAAUUUGCAGCAUCUUUGUUGCAUCAUUUUUCUCAAAAGGUCAGUGCUUGUGUGUAGUAUAACUAGAAAAGCUAAACUAAACCAAAAAGGCCUCAGACAAAUAGUAACAGUACAGUAUAGCACAUCAGUAAAAUGCAGGAUAGCAAGAUAGCAUUAGAUUGAAAUUUGUAACAAGUUUUUGUUUUUAUUGUUGCAUCUUAAUCGCUGAGAAUACCUUGCUUUGUAUUGCUCUUCUGUUUCCUCUUGUGCCUUUUUGAUCCAACAGCUAUCAUUCUUCAGUGAAGUCCGCACUUUGGUGGUUUGAAACACCUUGUGCCUGUUAACAUCUACAACACAAAUGCACCCUUUUUGUCAGUGCUGGAUACCAAGAAUACUUGCAUACAUUUUUUUACCUUUAAAUAUUGGAUUCAAGUGUGACUUACCAUUUGACAUGAUGCUGAUAUUUUCUCAAAUCUUCAGCCUGAUGAAACUAAAGAUGAAAAUGUUCAAAUUCAUCACAGGUCAGCUGUGUCAGCGUUGUCAGAGCAGAGUGGUGUCGAGCCUCUUCUGGGUCUCUGUCUCACACAGGCAGGCAGGUAAAGUCACUUCAGCCUGAUCCCCCACCCCCUGUCAUUUCAGAUUCCACCCCCUGUACAUCUGAAGUGACAUUCCUGGAUGCUGCUGUGCAGGUUAAUCAUGUGGGUGGGUGGGUUACUUUUCAUGACAGGUUGAAAUAUGUUUUUGCAUUUUUCUCCUCUUGGCUCCACAUAAAUAUUCUUCACAAACAUGCUGUUCCAGUUGGGGGAUACUAGUAAUCAAGAGAGGCUUGUUAUUUAAUCAACUUCCUUAUCAGAGACUUUCAGUAUCAUUCAAGCAAAAUGUGCAUCUUCUCCAGUAAAACUGAAACAGCAACAACACA
Molecule: messenger RNA, 6298 nt
Organism: Perca fluviatilis (European perch)
Lineage: Eukaryota; Metazoa; Chordata; Actinopteri; Perciformes; Percidae
Exons: 3
Coding region: 1111-2409 (432 amino acids)
Cellular component (GO): nucleus
Molecular function (GO): DNA binding
Source: RefSeq, a predicted model, not a curated record